GAUGAUCAUCAUGAAUUUGCGGAAGAAUAUCAAUAUACUUCAUGUAAGUGUAUCCAUGCAAGGCACAGUAAAAUAUUGAGCGAUGAAUGUUGUGAAUAACAUUGUUAGUGUAGUUUUGUAAAUAUGUAGAAAUUUAUUUUCUAUUAUAUAUUUUAACUUCACGGUACUUCAUGCUAACGUGUAAAGACAUAAAAAGGUCAUAAAUAAUCGUGAAACGUUUUUUUCUGACCCCGAAUCGAUCCCGGGGCCUAAUGAUCAAACGUAUAUUGCUGUAAUCAAUCGGCCAUUGAUUCUUGCAUAUUUGAGGCUUGCGUUAAACAGCAUACAAGAAAUUCACACGUGGCCAUCAAAUUGAAAGGAAAAAAAAUCAAACAUUUACAUCGGUAAGGUCUUUGAUGCAGGUCUGUUCCAAAAUGUGGAAACGGACGAAAAGUGGGAAUAAACUGUGGAUGUUAACAUGGUGAGAUGUUGUGAUGGUUGACUCUUGAUUUAUUGUUAACUAAACAUGCUAUUAUAAGAUGUUGUUGGAACUUGUUUAUUGCUAUCCUUAUAUCUGUCGGUUGGAUCGUGUGUACACAAUUUUCUAUCUCGCCCUUACGUUGUCGAGUGUACAAACACAUCUAGGACAGCUGGAUAACCAGUACACAAUGUAAACACUAAUGUCGGUAACUGGCAAGUGCCCCUCUUGAAUCUGAUGUAGGGGGGUCUUAUAUAGGAUUUCAUGACUUAUCCCUUCAUAAGUUAUAUGGCCGGGCAUGAGAUCGAACCUGCACUGUUCGGUUUUCUAGUCCAGCGUUACAUGAUAAGACCUAGCCAGAGGAGUCGAAAUGUAAAAAAAUAUAUUUUUACUUCGGCUAAUAGCUUUAAACACUAUUAAGCUUUUGACAAUGAUUAUGAAACAUGGUUGACACCAAACUGAUUACUCCUUGUACAUCCGACAGAAGGGGACCCUACGUGGACUGCGACUCGCCAUGUACUACCUCAGUGUGGAUCACGAAGGCCGCGGGGGGCUGCAUUGUCAACGUGGCCAGCAUGGCGGGUUUGAAUUCGAACCCAUUCUCGCCUGUGUACGGCUGCACGAAGGCAGGAAUCAUUCACGUUACGCGAUGUUAUGCAGUAUCCGAGGCGGCCAAGAAGUCAAACAUCCGACUCAACGUGCUGUGUCCGGCGUUCGUAGACACGCCCAUGUUUAGACGGAUGGCGGAAAGGACGCUUCCCAGACUAUCGGCGGGGACCAGACAGCGGUGAACGCGUUCAUUGAGCGCAUUUGAGUACUCAGCACAGAAGAUGUGUCGGCGGCAUUAAUUGACAUUCUCACGGAUGAAACGAGAAACGGGUUGAUUUUGCAUUGAACGCGAAGAACGUUUACAGCCCGCUUACCGUACAAGACGUGUAACAUAAUUUCACGAUCGUGUAACGGAACAAAUCGCAUACUAAACAGCGGCAGUGCAAUCGAGCAGCGGAUUUACGUACCGUUUAUUAGACAGAACCUAUUGUUGCGUACAACUGCAAAGUGGACGUGUAACAGAACAAUGAGAUAAGAAGGCAAUUGAAAACCGGACGUAUUCAAAACAUCGGUUCUACAGUCGUUGGGGAAUAUAAUAACAUUCUGCCCUUGCUGUUAAUUUGUACAUGUGUAUAACAUUCGUGUACAGGGGAAGUCAUUCAACUUAAGCGAAUAAUGACAGCUCGCAUAUGAUGACCGUUAUGACCGCGAAAUCAAAGAUGGCGUCCAUAAAACCAGGUCACAACAUGCACUCAAAUCCAAAAACAGAAACUUGACAAGUAGGCGAGAAGGUUGAGAAGGAUCCACAUUGUUAUAGUAUUACUAUCAAUAUCUCGUUAAUUGAAAGUAAAAGCACACACUAUGUGCCAACCGGCAGGGCUGAAUAAAAUACGAGUGUUAGUUUUUAAUAUAUGAUAUAUUGUAUGUAGCCUUUGACCAUUAUUUGUGUGUUUACAGAGUUCAUGAAUUCAUAUUGUACAGAAAGAACAUAGCGUUUUAUGAAAAUCUACCGGUAUGUGCAUGUAAAAUGUAUUGAACAAAACAUAACAA
This is a messenger RNA of Dreissena polymorpha, 2056 nucleotides long. RefSeq names its product 15-hydroxyprostaglandin dehydrogenase [NAD(+)]-like. Gene Ontology annotation, cellular component: cytoplasm. The record is from RefSeq and is a predicted model, not a curated record. The coding region runs from base 901 to 1248 and encodes 115 amino acids. Gene Ontology annotation, molecular function: oxidoreductase activity, acting on the CH-OH group of donors, NAD or NADP as acceptor. The transcript is spliced from 4 exons. NCBI's taxonomy places the organism in Eukaryota, Metazoa, Mollusca, Bivalvia, Myida, Dreissenidae.